Messenger RNA from Zymoseptoria tritici IPO323, 1218 nucleotides. RefSeq lists its product as uncharacterized. The coding region runs from base 1 to 1218 and encodes 405 amino acids. The record is from RefSeq and is a predicted model, not a curated record. NCBI's taxonomy places the organism in Eukaryota, Fungi, Ascomycota, Dothideomycetes, Mycosphaerellales, Mycosphaerellaceae. The transcript is spliced from 2 exons.
AUGCGCUCCCCACUCUCCUCAGUGUGCCUCGCAGCGACCGCAUCUGCACAAUACUCCUCCUCCCUCCUCCCCUCCAACCCAGGCGGCGCCCUCCCCGCCAACGUCCAAGCCCCACCCACCUCGGGCUUCCACAAUGCCACCAUCCACCCCGCCCGCGGCGGCCUGGCCGUCUGCUCCUCGGGCUUCGUCUCCGUGCAAGCCAGCACAACCAAGAACCUGAAGUUCAACUUCGACCUCCCGACCAACCAAUCAGACGUCACCAACACCUUUCUCAAGUUCAUCACCCCUGGUUCAUCUUUCAUGAAAGACAUCAUGGCGGGCACGCAGUCCGUCAACGGAACAUACAACAUCGGCGCGACAUUGUGUACACCCGCGAACAACACCAAACCGGAACAAGUCCAAAUCUUGACGCAUGGAGUCGGCUUCGAUAGGCAGUACUGGGACUUUGCGCCGGGAUAUUCGUGGGUGGACAUCGCGGCGCAGUAUGACCACGCGACGUUCUUUUAUGAUCGACUGGGAGUGGGACUGUCCGAGCAGGCGGAUGCGUUGAAUGUCGUGCAAGCACCGCUGGAAGUGGAGAUUGCGCAUCAACUCGUGCAGAAAUUGAAAGCGGGAGAGUUCGGCCUCAACUUUACGAAGAUUGUCGGUGUGGGCCAUUCGUUUGGGUCGAUUGUCACGCAGGCUGUUACGGCGGAGUAUCCUACUGAUCUCGACGCCGCCAUCCUAACCGGCUUCUCAACAAACUCCUCCUCCCUCCCCAUCUUCCUCACAGGCCUAAACCUCGCCCUCGCCCUCCCCGCCUCCCCCUACCGCUUCGCCUCCAUCCCCGCCGGCUACCUCGUCUCAUCAACCAUCAUAUCGAACCAAAUCGCCUUCUUCCGUGCCCCAGGUUUCUCCCCCGCCAUCCUCAACCUCGCCGAAGCCACCAAGGGAACCGUCACAUUCGGCGAACUCUUCUCGCAAAACGCACCGACGAAACCAGCGGGGGAAUUCCAGGGUGCGGUGGCGAUUGUCAAUGGAGCGGAGGACUUGCCGUUUUGUGGAGGGAAUUGUUCGUACCCGACGGAUUUACCGCGACAGGCGUUGGAGAUGUUGUAUCCCGGGGCGAAUGUGACGGGGACGUUUUUGGCGGAGGUGGCGGGUCAUGGGGUGAAUUUGCAUUUUUCGGCGGGGGAGGCGUUUCGUUUCGCGCAGGAGUUUUUGGGGAGGAAUGUGUGA